Messenger RNA from Clonostachys rhizophaga, 606 nucleotides. NCBI's taxonomy places the organism in Eukaryota, Fungi, Ascomycota, Sordariomycetes, Hypocreales, Bionectriaceae. The record is from the annotation of a GenBank genome assembly.
AUGCUCAUCAAUCACCAGAUCGACCCACUGCUCCUUGGCCGUGGGGAGGAUCAGCUCCGGCGGCAGCACGAAACCAUAGUCGCCCAGGUCCCGCAGCUCGACCGUGUAGGAGAAUUCAGCGCCGCCAAUACUAUAGACGUGGUCGGGGGCCGCGCCCGUGGUGGCGUAGAGGACGGCGCCGCUGGGUCCGAAGGUGUAGGUGGUGCGGUUGGGGGAGGAGUCGCGGAUGGCCUCGCUGACGACGGAGGCGGCCUUGGUCCACUUGCCGAGCUCGGGCGCGUAGAGGGUCUCCUUGUUGCCGAAGGGGGAGAGGAUGUACUGGCCGUAGCUGUGCCAGUCGAUGAAGAGCUUGAUCUUGGAGGUGUCGCGGAGCUUGCGGACGAGCCUGUCGAGCCCCCUGUUCUCGGGGGUGUCGGAGGGGGCUUCGCCGCGGUAGGUCUGGGAGCACGGGUUGGUGGAGGCGCCGCGCGGGUUGGUGUCCCAGCCGAACUCCCAGUUGCGGUUGAUGUCGCGGCCGUAGCAGGAUGGGUUGGUUGCGUUGGGAGGGGCGGGCUGUCUGUUCUUUCGCCAGAGGCGGUCGGAUGUCUGGGAGUAGACGAAGCCUGA